Biomphalaria glabrata is the source of this 11311-nucleotide messenger RNA. RefSeq lists its product as uncharacterized. The coding region runs from base 72 to 6329 and encodes 2085 amino acids. The transcript has 34 exons. Gene Ontology annotation, molecular function: protein binding. NCBI's taxonomy places the organism in Eukaryota, Metazoa, Mollusca, Gastropoda, Planorbidae. The record is from RefSeq and is a predicted model, not a curated record.
CUUUAUUUACAUUGUUUCAAAGGGGAGCAACAAGUGACGCUUUCAAAAGCUGGCGAAACCAGUGGUCGAAAAUGGCGAAUGAUUUGCUACGGGAGCGACUACCUCCUGGUUGUCAUCUCGGGGUAACACAAGACGGGAGAGUAUUUUUUAUCAAUGACCACAGCAGGACAACAUCUUGGCUUCAUCCAGUCUCACUAGAACCAGUUUUAACUGGACUGAGCAAAGACCCAGAUCUCCCAAAAGGCUGGGAACAAGACGUCACAAAUGAUGGGACUAUAUAUUAUAUCGAUCACAACAGACAGCUAACGACUUUUGACCACCCUCUACUGGGACGACCCCCUGAAAGCUUCAGAAACGCUCCAUACACCUCAGAAAACGAACCUAGCAGUCCCACUAGCCCAGGUAUCAGAACUGAGGAAAAGGACAAUUUUAAGCGGGGGACUUUCAAACAAAGGAGUGUUAAAGCACCAUCAUCAAAGAGGAAUCCUAACUCUGAAGUUGUCAAAAGUGGAUGGUUACUUCGUUUGGAAACCAGUGGACUCACCAAGAGUUGGAAGAGAAGAUGGUGCGUACUGGCUGACUUUGCUCUGUUUAUCUACAAAGGUGAAGAUGAAUCUGUGACUUUGAACUCUGUCCUCCUGCCUAGCUACAGAAUAAACCCAUGCACAGAGACUGACAACAUCAAAAGAAAUUUUGUCUUCAAGGUUGAGCACGAGAACACCAAAACUUUGUACUUUGCCGCAGAGGAUCCCAACGAGUGUAACGCUUGGAUGUCAUUGCUGAGACAGGCAGCCAUGAUGAAUGGCAAUGGUUUCCAAAGAGACUCUGGCUAUAUGGCAAGACAUAUGAAGAGCUUUAAUAAACCAAGUAGCCUUCCACAUACUAACAGUGGCAGCUCUUACACAGCAUAUGGAGACCCAGCGGAAAGCCCUUUCAUUGCCCCUAAUGAUCCCUUUGGUAAUAUGCGUGACAACUCAUUCCAAAAGCAGAACAUCGGCCCUAACCAACAUGGCUCUAACCGGAAUUCCCUGUCGAACUCAUCUCAUGGGUCACAGAACUUUCGACCUAACUACAACAGUCAGUCUUUCAAUCCCAAUCAGUCUCUGACUUCAGGGAACUCUGGUGGCCCUGCACCCGGUCAACAGAACCAGCCACUCAGAGAUGGGUUUGCACCAGACUCUGCCAGAAACAGCUUGGCCAAGUCUGACUCAAGCCGUAAUGGCCAUAAUUCUUACAGCCCUAUUCAAGCAGAGCGACAACGCUCACGUGAUGGGCAGGGCCAGUGGGUGAAUGGUGUUUACCAGCAGCCUCCGAAAGAUGAUUCUUACUCAGACAUUGACACUCCAGUGAAGAUGCUUCACAAGUGGGAUGAAGGGUUUCCUAGUAUGGACACUGAUAGGUUGAAACACAGCUCCUUUGUUGAACUGCCUGACAACAGCAAAGGAAAGCACCCAGAAACAUUCAACAUCAGGAGUAAAUCACAUGAAAAUUUUCUCAGGCAGCCCGACUCGAGAAUGCAGGUCAGGCCAGGACUGUUGACUCAGCAGCAAACCAGAGCAUCUCAGCCACAAGACUUGAGGCGAAGCAUGACUAGUGGGCAGCAGCAAAGAAAUGAGGGUGAUGGGAGUAUGAACAAGUCAUCUCCAAGCACAAGCCCCCCACAUUCUCAUGGUCCAUCUCAGCAAACUGGCGAUCCACUCCGUGGGUCACUGAGAGACACCAGAGAUCAAAGACAACAGUUUCCACCUGGCCAUGACAGAAGGUCUUAUACUUCCAGUUCAUCUUCUGGUGCUCCACCUCCAGGGUUUAACUCAUCUUUUAGGAACUCAGGUCAAGGUCAGGCAGAUCCUCGACAGACAUCUCAGGGGUCACUGUCUCGGCCACACCAACAUACAGACCUUCAUCUCAACCUUAAACAGAGGCCAGAUGGCAGCAAUAACAGUCUACAAAGCAGCACAAGAGGGCACACGUAUGUCAACUUUCCAAACAGGUCUGCAUCAGAUGGGCAACAGCAUUUAGGUCAGGCUCCUCUUCCUGGGCGACCUCCUUACCCUUCAGCUGUGAGGCAGCAGAUUGUGGAAGAGUUGGCAGAGACUAAGACCCCAGUGACCCAAAAUGACUUUUUGACCUCUUCCAAGAUGAAUACGCAGCGCAUGCAGGAGCCUGCUUAUUUCCAGUACCCUACCCCAAGGGAAAAGCAGCUAUCCAACACGUUACCAUGGGAACAAGGCACACAGCCAAACUCUGCAGCAUCGUCACUGUCUCGUAACCAACCCAGCUCUAGGUUAUCUGAUUCAAGUCAUUCCAGCCACCCUUCGGCAGCAGAGGACCAAGGAUAUAGUCCAGGGUCCCCCCAGUCUCGCAACAUGAUGGAUCCAGAGGCCCAGAAGUUACGCCUAGCUUAUGAAAGAGUCAGCAGCCUGAGGCUUGCCCCUGACAAAGAAGACCUUCCAUAUCAUGACAACGACUUGAUGGUCAACGGCAGACUGUACCCUGCCCCAGCCAUGGAAUCUUUGGAUGCCCUUGAAGCCACAAACAGAGCCCACAGGUCACAAGAAGAGCUGAGCACUUAUGGGAAGAUCUCUCCACCGAUGGGCAUGUACUUCAGAAUUCCGGAUGAACCAAAAGAUUUGUAUCAGAGAGGCUCUGCCUUCAGGCCCCCAUCGACCCCAUCUGGCAGUGUUUCUGGUUUGGAUUCUCUUCAGAGGAUGCGACCGUUUAGCUCAGAGCGCCAUGGCAUGUUUCCCAGAGAGAUGGCCAACUUUGGGACACGGACUCAAGAUAUUCAUGAUUAUGCAGAUGAUGUUGACUAUUAUAAUUUAACUAAUGGAUCAGCUGUGCAUCGCCAGUUGGCAAGGGCUGAGGUUCAUGCUGGUUGGUUGGCCAGUGACUACCAUUUCAGAGACCAAAUGGCUAAGUAUGAACAUACACGGCAUAUGAACGCUACUGAAUAUAUUGAAGAUAAAAGUGACAGACAUAAACAUAUAAAAGAUCAGUGGGCUAGCUAUGAUGAUCAGAUGACAAGACAAGAAUGUCUUGAUGACCAAGUAGCUAAAGAUGAACAUUUUGAUGAAGCGAUGCCAAGAUAUGAUCAUUUAAAUGAUGAGAUGGCCAAGCAUGAGUAUCUGAAAGAAGCCAGAAAACAAUAUAUUGAAGACCAGAAAACUGUCAGUGAAGAUCAAAUGGCCAAAUAUGGCAAUAGAAAUGGUCAUUUUACCAGACAUGAGAAUAAUAGAUUGAGAACUGAGCGGUCAGAAAACAGAUUAGACAACUAUGCUGCAGCGAAUGGUCAGUUAGCCAGAGAAGACCGUAAAAAUAACAGAUAUAGUAGACACAGUAAUGGACACUCACACGCUCUUGAUCAUUUUGACAAUAGAGUGCCUACACAUAGUCACAUAACUGACCACAUGAAUGAACGAGUGCCACGUCCAUUUACUGAGCUGCACAAUGUCUACCAGUCCACUUGGUUUGGUCCCUACUGUAACGGACUUCGCAGUAACAAUGUAUUCAAAAACGUAAUGGGGUCUGAAACGCAAGAGAAGAGUGAAUGGCCAAGGGAUGGCCCCUAUUCAACCCACUUGACAGCUCCCCCAAGAAGGCAGCCACCAAUGAUACAUACAGUUAAAGAGGAUCCAAACAUGUCCGACAGGGAGGUCCUGGAAACUAACCUUCAGAAAGUCAUCAAGAAAAAUCCUUUGGCUGGACCCAGGCUAAGAAUGAGCAUAUCAGCUGGAGAUCUGAUUGGAAAAACUCAUGAUGAGCUAGUCUUGUUCCUGAUACAGCUACGCAGGAAUCAAGCAACACUGGAGAAGAUGAGGGAUUGGUACAAGACUCAGCUUGACCAGAGGAGACCAUUAGAAAUGGAAUACAGGAGGCAAGUGAACCAAACUGGGGUAAUCAAAGACAGGAGGCUCAUGGACAACCAUCAAAACUUUUUGAAUGCCAAAGGCCAGAUGGAAGAAAUUGAGAAUAAACUGGAGGUGUACAAGCCUAUCAUCAACCUGCUGGACAACAUGGUCACUAUGGGCAGUCUGUAUGGGGGAGAUAACUUAAUGUUAGCCACACAGUACAGGAAGCAUCUCUUGAGACCUGAUCAGUACCAACCUCCUAAAAAGAUGCUGGAAUUUUCCAGAAAAAAUCAGGAAGACAGACUGAUACAGAACACGGAAGCUCAACUGAAGGAGCUGUCAUCGGAUGAAGUAGAUUUAGAGGAAAAAAUUGAUCGUCUCAAUGAUUUGGAUCGUCUUCUUCAAGAGCAGAGUUUCAAAGUUUCAAGUUAUAAAGAAGAUAAAGAACUAAUGGAGAGAGCCUUGAGUGAUGCAUUUAAACAGCAAGACCAGUAUAGAAAUGAUCCUCGAGAGAUGAGACGACUCACAGAACAACAAAGAACAUUGGAAAAGGAAAUUUCGCGUGUCACUCAGCAGCUAGCAGAAGCGUCAAAGGAACUAGAAGAGACAACAGCACAGAACAAUAAGCUAGAACAGGAAGUUGCACUUCUGCGUACAAAGGUUCAUGGGGAACUGACUCGGAGCAAGAGCACACCUUCCCUGGCCUCUGAGAAUGUGAGAACCAAAAUGCUGAUGGAGAAAGAGCUGGCCAAAGUGGAAGGAAUGAUGCAGGGACUAAAUCAAAAGGGGGCCUCCCUGUCACAAGCCAUGAAAACCAUCAGGAGAUCAUCAUCUAGCUCACAGCUGGCCGCAGCACUAGAGAAAGAAGAGUCCAAGAAAAAAGUUGGCUCUUAUCUCGAGACAGACAUAGACAGUGGACAACAGAUUGACCUGGCUACAGUGGUGGAUGUUGCUUCGCCCGACAGCUACAAGCCUUCCAUUAACCACCACAGACAGAAUGCUGGAACACAAGAAGACUGGGAUAUUGAAGACGCUGAUCAAAACACUAAGCAGUUUUAUGGCCUAGUUCCUCGGGAAAAGCCCAAGGGUUUGACAGUGAGAGAUGUGAAGAGACAAUCAGAGCAGAGAAAAGAGAGACUGAAGAAAGAAGACGAUUUGGAAGAAGUCAAGCUCCAGGUCAGCAAUGUUGACAAUGAGGAUACAUCCAUCAUUCAUGCACGCAUCGCAUCAGAUCCAAGUGGUAAACAUUCCAGCCUCACUCAGUGGGACUCUGCCCAACCACUGUAUGAAAACCUUCCUAAAUACACACCAAAAUCAUCGGUGUCCACAACCAGCGAGACCCAGUCUGCGCCAGGGUCCAGAAGAACCUCCCUCAUUCUCAUGGCCCCUAAACCUUUCACACCAUACCAGGAAAAGUCAGCCAGGCCGUUCCGCAGUGAGCUGGCUCUCAACGCUGUGGGUGAGCCUCAGUUCUCAUCUGUCAAGCCAAAUGUUCCAGCAUCGUCUGACUUUGCCAGGCCGUACCACAGCAUUGAGGCAUUGAACAGCCCCGCAAAAGAGGACGGCCAAGUGGUAAUGGACAAAAACAAUAAUGGGCUAAUGAGCUCCCUGGAGACGAACUAUCCUGCCAACUCUUUCAUGGGCCAGCAACAGAAGCCCUCUGAUCAGUUCAUUGCCAAGUCUUAUGUUCCUGUCUCAUCCAACUCAAGUGGGAGCUUGACGUUACAGAAAGAAAGAAAACAAAAUGACCUAGCUUACCCUGAUGAACAAGAUCCUCAUCCUUCUGCUGCUCACAUCCAGAGACCAUCAGGCCUGUCUAGCUUGCCUACAUCUGGGGCUUACACUGCCAGACCUUGGACUAAGUCUCCUCCAGAGUGGGACAGCAGCCUGCUCAAUGUUAAAAGGAGCCCCAGGGGCCGUCACAUGACCAUCUCCAGCAGUGAACCCCUGAAGCUGGAGAUGAACCCAACCCGGCACAGUGCUGCUGGAGAUCUGAUGACGAGUAGAUUGGUGUACAGAAUGAGUGGGAUUGAUGAUGUCCCAGAUAUUGUGAAAAGCUCACAAACCAAGAUGGACCAGAUUGACACAGACAUGAUAGAUAGGGAAAUACUCUUUAAACCUGAGAAAGUUUUCAUUCCGGAGCGCUAUGACCCAGUCGCUGAUGCAGAGAACUUGACAGAAGAAGACAGGUUGAGACGUUUGGAGAAAGCUGAGCGAAUUAAAAGGGUUCUAACCUCCCAAAGUGUCCUGUCCAUGUCCCAGCAGGACCUGAGUAAGCUGCCCCCUGAGGAUAUUCACAGUAAGGUAGAAAAAGAGAAAAAUGAAAGGGCCCACUACAUGAAUCUGCAUCAGGAGUUGGCUCGUCAGGUCACCUUACAGACCAAGAAACAAGCAGCGGCAAGAAGAAAGACCUGGUCUGGAGAUCAGAUUGCAGAAAUCAAACGACAGUAUGAAGAAUCCAAGUCUUUAAGUCCAGACUAAAUGGGUCAAGAAACAGCAGGACAAAGUGACAACAUGACUUCCCAUCACCGCCUUGACUUUGCUGACUCUAAACUGACAUUACAAUGGAACUUUACAAUCUCAAGCGAGACUUAGUAAUUCAGUACAUCUUGAGAGCUCCGAACUACAGCAUAUUGUUUUCCCUCCAUAAUUAAUGUUGCCAACUUUGAUUUUGUUUUACCAUUCUAAAAUAAUGUUACAAGACUAGGCUGGUAUUGUUUCUAAUCCAAACUGAAAACUAGGAUUCUUUAGCAACUUAGAUAACACUUUCAAACUGGUUUUUAAAAAUAAUGUUUUGUUCUAGAAUAUUUUAUUUUAUUAUUUUUUUUUAUAUCAUAUUCCUGUUUAUGUAUAAACAAACAUACUGCUGUGAUUGCCUAUGCACCAUACUUAAUUUUAGAUUAUUUUUUCUCUUUAUGUUUGUAUAACUUUUUUUUUUUUACAAGUUCAUAUUAUAUUUUUAAACACAAAUAUAGAAUUGCUCAUGUGUUUCUGUUUUUUAUUAAAUAUGUCCAACAAAUGUUUUAUAUUGGUUAUGUUCUUGUACUUUAAAUUCACUUUGUAUAACAAAGAAAAAAAAGCGUAUGAUUUGACUCUUGUAUUAUGUGAACAUGUCUUCCAUGGUUGCAUUCUUUUGAACAAAAGUUUAUAUAUAAAUAUUUUGAUUCCUUUUUUUUAAUUUACAAAAUAUUUUGGAACUUUACAAAAGAAAUUGUCACAUAUAUAUAUAAACAAUUAACAUUUAUCUGAACCCUGAACAUGAAUCUGAAUAAUUUAAGAUCAAAAUUACUUGUUUUACCUAUAGGGAAGUAACUGGAAAUUUUUGCAUAUUAUUAGACAGUGCAGAUUCACUUUUUCACAGUCUUCUGAUAGCAUUACUUAUAAAAGUUAAUGGUUGAGUCUGUAUGUAUAUACCCAGACUUAAAGUUUCCAUUUCAUGAUAGUAACAUUUUCUAACACUUGUGAAUAUGACUGGUAAAUAACAUCUAUUUCUUGUUAUCAAACUAUUUAGUGGCUAAAUUUCUCAAAUUUGUCCUGAUUGUUGAUUGUGUUUUUAUAUUAACAGACAGCUAACAGAAUUGAGUAUUAAAACAAUGUUUAGAAAAGAUAGAUGAAGAUGUUUGAGUUGAAUCCAAUGAAUGAAUCUAUAACAUACAUUCUGAUAGUUCUGGUUCAAUUCCAAGUUGUUGAUAUAAGAUUUAAAGUCAAUGUUCCUAGUGCACAUGCUAUGUAUUCAUUAGUUACUGUAUAUUUCAAUUCUAUAUCCUUGCUUUUUAUAGGCCAGUUUUUUUUUUAAGCCUUAUUUCCUCUCUCCUAUACUAGAGCUAUUACUGAAUAUCACUUGUAGGUGUUAUCAGAUGGGAUAGUUCAAACAUUACCAUGCCCCAGGUAAUGAAAUGCUAUACACUCUAAAGUGAAUUCUUUUUCGCCCUUUUUCUCAUUAUUAUGUUGGAGCAAUCAAAUGACUAGACCAAUAUAUGAGAUGAAACUGUGCAGUGGCUUCCAAAUCAGGGAGCUCUCCAUAUAAUUUUCUUUAUACAGUGAUGUUAUGAAGCCAGUGUCUUGUUCAGGCUUCUUGGUAAGGAAUCUAAAGUGAGUGUGAUAAGUGUAGUGAGUGACAUACUGCAUAAUAUAAUGUUCAAAACUUUUUUUUUUUCUCACUUUAUUGUUGAUAAAAACAAACCAUACUCAGCUUUGGCUCAGAGGAAAAAAAACUUGCGAUUUAUUCAUGUAAUGCUUAGAAGAUCAUUUUAUUAUUUACUGUAAAGAAGCUCCUCUGACUCUUCCAAGUGGUUUUGUAUGUAUAUAUUACUCUUCAUCUUCUGUUGUUGUAAAUAUUUGUUUGUCUUCUAUUACAAAUUAGUAAACAGUGUUUUGAUGGAACAAUGAUUCUGGUUAUGAAUGGUAGUGAAAGUUAAUUGUUCAACUUUGAAGCACUAACAUAUACAUUGUUGCUGUUUUAGAUGCUAAAAUGUAAACAUAUCACUGGAAACUGUUGUUGUUUUUAUUCAAGAUAAUUAUGUGAUUAGCAUUGCCACUGGUUGUGAAUGCUUAGGUUUUAAAAUUUACUUAUGCUGUUGUUUACUUUGAAAAAUGAUCUAUAUGACUAGGAAAUGUGAUCACAAGGGAUCAAAAUUUGUCAAACACAAUUCAUCUAUUUAUAUAACCCUCUCAUGUUAACUUUAUAGUCAAAUAGUCUAUGCAUUACACCAGCUAUUUUCAGAUACUCCAGGGAAUACUCAGCUUUUAGGUUUUUGAAUGAUAAUUCUGGUAAUGGCUGUUAAUUUUCAUAUACAUGUCAUGAAAAAGUAUUUAAUGAUCAUUUAUACCGGUAUAUCUUUGUGAUAUGUGAAAAGGGAAGGAACAAAUUAUUUGGAAGUAUAAAAAAAAAAAAUGCUGAGAAAUGCCUUACAUUCUAUUAUCAGUAGGUUAGGAAUGAAUGAAUCUGAUACAUAUCUUUGUAUUCAACUGUUACUCGGUAGUUUAGAUGAAAACAUUGACAGAGUCUGUCUAGAAUCAGUCAGCUACACGGAUAACCUUGUACAAAUAAAUUAUUUUCUAAACAAAAAAUGUGUUUGGCUUUUAUUUACUUCAGUUUUGACAAAUACUCAAAAAAGAAAAAAAAAAAAUUAAAAAAACAACUAGAUUUUAUACAAAAAAGUGUUAGGCCAGUGAUAAAAACGCUAUAAAAUGUAUGACCCCCUCCCUCCUAAUUUGGAUGUUUUGUAGGAUUUUGAGUUUAAAAUCCAAGUAGAGCUUGGCGUUUCUAUUUCAAAGUAUAAAGCAUUCUCCUCUUUAGGUCUAAUGAAAGCCUGACUUGUUCAGAUAAGUAGCUAGUCAAGUGACACCCUCAAUGAAUGAUAUUUGAUCUGUAAAUGUCCAUGUUUACUUACAGAUGGUAUUGUGCAGAGAAUGUUCUAAAAAUGGGCUUUAAUAAUAUAUAUAUAUAAUUUAGACAAUAUUUUUAAAAUAAUGGCAAUUCUACUCAAAGACUGAUUUGAAAUCCAUGCGUUAUCCUAAUUGUUAUUAUUCAUUAAAGAUUUAUAUAAUUCUGAUUUGAUUCUGGUAACUCCUUUAAUGCUGUAAUGUAACUUGAAGUUUUGUCCACUGACAAAUGACUUUCUACUUUGAUUUUAGGCACAUCGGCACAAUUUAGGCCAUGUCGUGCCUGCAGUCCCUCAAGGACCACUCUCUCUCUAAACAACAAGGGCCAGAUUCCAUACAGUCAUAUCAUUAAAACCAAGGUCUAUUCACAACCAAAACAGCAAAGGUAGUAGAAAUCCAAUCACCUGGCAAAAAUCUAAUGUAAACAGUACACGUUCACAAAUUCAUAAAUCAGAUCUUUGUAGAUGGCCCCACUUCCCGGACAAAGCCCAGUACCUUCCCAGGGUCGACAUUAUCAAAUAGUGUUUUUAAGCCAGUGGCUCUAAAAUAUUUCUCCCUGACAUCCUGGUAUCUGGGGCAAUCAAUGAGGAUGUUUCACGGUGAGGCGAGAGUCACAGUACUCACUCAGCACAAAAGAGUGCGUGAUGUAGGUGUGGCCAAUCCUUAUCUUCUUAUCUUAUAUCUUAUAUAAUACAGACGUUACUUCAAAAAAGAAGAUGAUUACGUCCUACGCGUCAUGCAUUUAGUCAUGCAUAUUAACCAAUGACUUAAAUUCUGCCAAGUCACUGGUUUUCCUGGCUAGCUCAGGCAACCCAUUCCAUGCUCUAAUAGCACUAGGGAAGAAGGAGUAUUUGUACAAAUUUGUCCUAGCAUAUGGGACGAGGAAUGUGCCUUUAUCUACCACGCCUUGUCAUACCCUUAAAUGUGACAGUUGUGAAAUAGAUGCACUAGAUAGAUCCACAUGGAGGGCAAGCAUAAAGGAGGGGUCCUUAUGGUGUACACACCAGGAAAAGGGGUGAAAAUACUGCAGCGUCUGGUGACUACAAAUACCUAACCUGUCACUGUGGAUGUUUAUCAAGAACUGGCCUCUUUAAGUCACAUGAGAUGCUGCAAUGGGAAAGGAUUGCAAGACAUAAAAUCCUAAAGAAUCCCUACUAUCAACAUAUCUUACUCUUUAAACUUCUUCUUAGCUACACACAGUGACAAAACAAAGGAAACCAAACAAAAUUUUCUAAGAUUUUUAAUCUAAACCUUGUUUCCAACUGGGUAAAGGAAAACACAUCAAACUUUUUAUUUAGUAGGAAAACAAGCAUUUGACAUAAGUUUUAUUCUAGGACUUGUAGAAUAACUAGUUAUAAAUAUCUCAAAUAGUAACUAGACACAAUUAUGCCAUACAAACUGACCACUUGGUACAGCAACUAUCUUGACAGAUUGCAUUGUGGGUAGUACAAAGGAUUUAAAGGAAUUUAAAGCCAUGAAAGUUUUCUAAGAAUUUUCACUCUUUUUCCAUCUUUUAGUACACACAGACAUGCAAAUUAAUGAUUCAAUCUACAAAGCUGUCAAGCUUCCAAACUUGUAAAACAUGCAACAUAUAAAAAAAAUAUUAACAAAAAAAGCUAAGCUAAUGUGGAGUUGAGUUAAGGAAGACUGCUACAAACAUUUGAGUUUUAAUAGUUCAUAUUUAUUUGUAACUCUAGGCUUUUCAAAUAUAAUAUAAUGGAAAAAAAGUUGUUUGUAAUUGAAGAAAGGACAUUGUUUGUGAAAAUGUUAAUAAUGGUAUUACAUUAUAUAUCAAAUCCUAUAUGUUUUCUUUUUAAUUGAUAAAUAUACAUAAGUCUUUGGUAUAAUGUUUAUGUCAACAUACAGUCUUGGAUAUAAAUCUUGCACUAACAUUUAAUUUUACUGUUGUUAUUUUUCAAUUCUUAUAUGCUAAUUCUCUACACAUGGCUUAUCUCCCCUUAUCUAAGCAAUCUUAUUCCCUAUACAAGGAUAUCUCCCCCCUUUUUUUUCUAUAUAUAUUCUAUGUAAAGACAAAAUUAAUUAAUUAUGACUAAUUGAUUAAAUAAUUGGUAAAUUUC